Molecule: messenger RNA, 4471 nt
Organism: Odocoileus virginianus texanus
Lineage: Eukaryota; Metazoa; Chordata; Mammalia; Artiodactyla; Cervidae
Source: RefSeq, a predicted model, not a curated record
AGCAUCUGGAACUGGAAGAGGCUAAACGCCAUUCCUACCCUCAACCCCUUACCACAGAAACCUCGGCCAGGACCACACCCCCUCAUCCCCUUCCAACCCGCUGGCCCUGUGCAACCAUACCUCCACCCCACCCCCACCUGUGAGGGUCCUCAGGAGAACAUGGGCUGACAGCCCCUCCCGCAACCCACUGCCUGCUUCUGCAUGCCCAAGGAAGGCCAGCGGGGAAAGGCCUGUGCCAGGCGCCAUUAGAGUUCCGGCAAGAUCAGAGACCUCUUAGGAGGUUUGGUCCAGAGAAUCCAGGAAAGAUUAAUGCCUCCCCCAGGCCCCGAGACUCUGAAAAGUGGGCUCUAGAGUGGAGACAUUCAUAAAAGGGGGCUCCAAGACAAACCCAGGAAGGGAGAAGGCCAAGAGGGACUCCCAGACUGAGAGGGGCACCUGAUUACUAAGGGGUCCUGAAGAGGGAACCCCGAGGCUGAGGUGCCCACAGAGCAGAUUUGAGGCUGAGAGGGCCUCUGAGGUUGAUGGAUCCCAAGAAGGACUCUAAGACCAAGAAACUCUAUGGAGACUCCCAUAGCAGGAGACCCUCCUAAGCAGACCUGAGCCAGAGAAAGCUUCCCAUUUCUCAAGUGUAAUCUGGGGUCAAACACCCUGAUUUUGAAUCCUGACUCCACCACUUUGCUAGCUGUGUGACCUCAAACAAGUUACUUAACCUCUCUGUGUUUCACUGUCCUCAUCUUUGAAGUAGGGAUAAUGGUACCUACAACACAAAGUUUAGAUCUAAUCUGUGAGGAUUAGAUCAUCCACAUAAAGCCUUAAGAACCAUUUCUGGCACAUGGUUACGCAUUAUUAUUAACAUCAUCUUCAUUCCAAGUUCAGCAGUUUUGCUCCUGAGGAAAUUUCUGACCAACUAAUCCCUCCUACAGAUAUUGGCAUUUGUCUGAUGGUUAUUACUGCUACUAGAAUCACUUAUGCCCUGGCCCAGGGCACGCACGGUGUCUGUAGGGAGGGCAUGAGCGUGUGGGUGGUGGGCAGCCUCCCAGACUGCAUCUCACUGAGCACGACUGUUGGCAGUCCAUAGGGUCGCAGGUGGCCCGAGGCAGACAUUCUGUGACUUACCUCUAGAAAUAGCCCCGUCCCUGGAGUCACCUGGCAAAGAGGGUCAGGCUCUCGGGGAUCCUCGGGGGGAGGGGGAGUAAGGACCUGGCCCCAGGCUCCUGUGAGCUCCAUUCCGGCUCCCCGGCCAGAACUACCCUGGCGGGUGGAAACAGCUUUUACGCGUGUGGCUGUCGCCUGUGGUUUUGGAAUUUUCCAACGCCCCCUGCGAUUGGCUGCCCCGCCCCUCACACUCUGCCCCAGGCCCAGAUUGGCCACAUGGGGCGCCUGUCAUCCUACCCGCUGCACCCCAGGGGGGGUGGGGGGGUGGAGUUGGGGGGGGUUGUCACUUGGCCACCUGUGUGGUGCAGAUCUUAAACCCCCCGGCCUAGAAGCAUUGGGGGAGAGCUAGGUGCAGAGCUGCGGACUGAGGCUCUGCCGAGAGAGCCUGGCCCCCAACCCUGCUGUCAACUGCACCCCAUCCCUGGACCACCCCGGCUGAGAAGGACAGGGAGCCCAGGCGGCAAAGCCCAGGACUCAGACAUGAGAACACAAAUUGAAGUGAUUCCUUGCAAAAUCUGUGGGGAUAAGUCAUCAGGGAUCCACUACGGGGUUAUCACCUGCGAGGGGUGCAAGGGCUUCUUCCGCCGGAGCCAGCAGUGCAACGUGGCCUACUCCUGCACCCGUCAGCAGAACUGCCCCAUUGACCGCACGAGCCGCAACCGAUGCCAGCACUGCCGCCUGCAGAAAUGCCUGGCCCUGGGCAUGUCCCGAGAUGCUGUCAAGUUUGGCCGCAUGUCCAAGAAGCAAAGGGACAGCCUGCAUGCAGAGGUGCAGAAACAGCUGCAGCAGCGGCAACAGCAGAGAGAGCAAGCAGCCAAGACCCCUCCCAGGGGAGCCCAAGGAGCAGACCCCCUCACCUGCACCUUGGGGCUCCCGGAUGGGCAGCUACCCCUGGGCUCCUCGCCUGACCUACCAGAGGCGUCAGCCUGUCCCCCCAGUCUCCUGAGAGCUCCAGGCUGCGGGCCCUCCUACUCUAACAGCCUGGCCAAGGCCGGGCUCAACGGGGCCUCAUAUCACCUGGAAUACAGCCCUGAGCGGGGCAAGGCUGAGGGCAGAGAGAACUUCUAUGGCACAGGCAGCCAAUUGGCCCCGGACAGGUGUGGACUUCACUUUGAGGACCCCAGGCGUCCUGGGCUUGGGGAGCCAGGACGGGGCCUGGACAGCUACUUCACCCCCAGUUUCCGCAGCACCCCAGAGGUGCCUUAUGCUUCCCUGACGGAGAUUGAGCACCUGGUGCAGAAUGUUUGCAAGUCCUACCGGGAGACGUGUCAGCUGCGGGUGGAGGACCUGCUUCGUCAGCGCUCCAAUGUCUUCUCGCGAGAGGAGGUGGCUGGCUACCAGAGGAAGUCGAUGUGGGAGAUGUGGGGACGCUGUGCCCACCGACUCACCGAGGCCAUUCAGUAUGUGGUGGAGUUCGCUAAGAGGCUCCCGGGCUUUAUGGAGCUCUGCCAGAACGACCAGAUCGUGCUACUCAAAGCAGGAGCCAUGGAAGUGGUGCUGGUCAGGAUGUGCCGGGCCUACAACGCUGACAAUGACACAGUCUUUUUUGAAGGCAAAUACGGUGGCGUGGAGCUGUUCCGAGCCUUGGGCUGCAGUGAACUCAUCAGCUCCAUCUUUGACUUCGCCCGCUCCCUGAGUGCCUUGCGCUUUUCAGAGGAUGAGAUCGCCCUCUACACAGCCCUCGUCCUCAUCAAUGCCAACCGGCCAGGGCUCCAAGAGAAGAGGAAAGUAGAACAGCUGCAGUGCAAUCUGGAGCUGGCCUUUCAUCAUCAUCUCUGCAAGACUCAUCGCCAAGGCAUUCUGGCAAAGCUGCCACCCAAGGGGAAGCUGCGGAGCCUGUGUAGCCAGCAUGUGGAAAAGCUGCAAACCUUCCAGCAUCUCCACCCUAUCGUGGUCCAAGCUGCUUUCCCUCCACUCUACAAGGAACUCUUCAGCACUGAAAUCGAGUCACCUGAGGGACUGUCCAAGUGACCUGGAGGAGGGACUCCGUUUCCUUUCCUAGAGCCUGCUGGCUCACCUUUCCCUUGGCCUUUUCCUUUCCUGUGGCCCCUGGAGGGUGGUCUCUGACUGUUUGGGGGGAUGGGUGAACAAAUGCUGAGACUGGGUUUCAGCCCACCAGCCUGCCUGGCAGCAGGCCAAGAACCAGAGGGUCGGGAUGGAGGGGCUCCAUCCCCAGCUUCAGCUUUGUCCAGACUCCUUUCCCAUGCCCUGUCACCCCUAGUUUCUAGGAGGCCUGGGGUGGGAUACAAGGACCUCUUGGAGGACCUAGGUAUCCUCAGGACAAUAGGGGGUUCCAGGACACUCUGGAUGAAUGGAACUCAACUCUGGACUCAGAAGCUAAGAAUAGGACUUUGAAAUACCUCAUUGCAUUUCCCUGGGGGCUUUGGCUGGGGUGGUGCAACAAGCUUGGAGACUGGCGGCCAGAGCCCAGAAGGACCUGUAUAUAACAUGAAUCUGCAUCACUAGGUUUUCUGCCUUCCCCCUUCCUCCCAGCUCAGCAAGGAAAUGGUUAGGCACUCUGGGGUCUUAAAAAAAAAAACAAAAACUGGAUAUGUGAAGGGUAAGGAUGGGAUGGGAGUAAGGGAGGGGCUGGGGAUGAUAAUUUUAUGGGAUUUGCAUAUAGGGAUAGGGUAUGAUGAAGACCAAGAACAUCACAGACAAUUAGAACUCAGACUUCUUAUGUGCACUUUAAAAAUAGACUUUAGGAGUUACCCAAACCUGUCAGAGACACACAUCUACAGACAGGUGAAACAUACUCACACACUCAACCUGCAGUCAUGCGGCUCUAUAGACACAUUUAAUCUGACACAAUCUCUGUCUUCCUUGAGGUCACAUCUCAGAGGAAUUUAGCAGUCUCAGGGAAGAGUCCCAAUCCUGAGGAACCCCAGAACAUUUCACCUGGUGCCCAACUUCACCAGUCUUAGGCCAGGGGUGGCCCAAAUUCUAUGUCAGCCCCAGCUGUCUUCGGUUGCAAGAAAUCCUAAAAGGCUGGACGCUGAUCAGUCACAGGGCCAAGGACAGACCCUUGGAGUACUAGUUGUCUGGUCCCCAUCCUGCAGCUCUGCUCUUAUUAUGAAAAAGGAGGCAGAUGCAAUUCCAGCACUCUCUAUGUGGAUACCGCCGGGUCCAGCAAGGUGGAGAAGACCGUGAUCUUGCCCAAGAACUUCUCUUGGUUUUAUAAAUAGCUGUGUGCCCUCCUUGGAGGGAAACAGCAGGUGGUCAGAAGGUUUGGUUUUUUUCUUUUUUUCUCCUCUCAGGGGAGUGUAAACAUAAACCCCAACCUGUGCCAUUCUUUAUAAAAUGAUUUCAAAGGCAA